Molecule: messenger RNA, 9740 nt
Organism: Acanthopagrus latus (yellowfin seabream)
Lineage: Eukaryota; Metazoa; Chordata; Actinopteri; Spariformes; Sparidae
Gene: ncor1
Product: nuclear receptor corepressor 1
Exons: 47
Coding region: 322-7584 (2420 amino acids)
Biological process (GO): negative regulation of transcription by RNA polymerase II
Molecular function (GO): transcription corepressor activity; nuclear thyroid hormone receptor binding
Source: RefSeq, a predicted model, not a curated record
GCCUAGUCGUCCACAGCUCACGUCCCGCGGAUUUACAAUCAACAAUUGACAUACAAUUCUGCCUUGGGAUACCUUUCUCUCCCAUCGGUAUAUUUUCUAAAUAUGAGGGUGUACCCUGCCUUCACCCUGAGAGACAACUGGGAUAGGCUUCAGUAACCCCCGCGACCCUCACGGAUAAAGCAGAAAGAUGAUGAGAUGAGAAAGUAACCUUUAUUCGCUGCCCUAUGCUACAACAGCAGGUGGUUCGUGUCUCCGAACAUGGUCUAGCUUAAAUCUCCGAUCAGUGAAGCAGCAGCAGCGGCCCACUAGCACUGAACCAGGAUGUCCAGCAGCUCGGGCUACCCCCCCAGCCAGGGGAGCUUCAGCAGCGAGCAGAGCCGAUACCCACCACAUUCUGUCCAGUACACCUUCACUGGCACCCGGCACCAACAGGAUUUCACCGUCUCGGAUUAUAGGACUCAUAUGCAAGAUCCACAAAGUCGGAGAAGACCAUCUUUGCUAUCUGAAUUCCACCCUGGAACUGAAAGGCCUCCAGAGAGACGCCAUGGUUACGAACAGCAGUUUCACUCCAUCACAUCCCAGUCUGAGCAUGAGGCCUUGGAGUCUAAACGCCCUCGCAUGGAGACUGUUGCUGAGUCUCACAUCAGCCGCAACAAUCCCACAGCUGGUGGAAUUGUUCUGCCUCUAACCCAUGCAGUACAGGACAGUUUAAGAGCCACUGUGGAUGUUAAAAAGGAGUCUCAGUUCAAUGUCAAAGUGGAGUCCCCAUCCCCAGGAGGACAUGCGCUACACAUGGGGGAAGAGCAGGACACGUCUCCCUCAAAACUUUCCAAGGAGGAGCUGAUCCAGAGCAUGGACCGUGUUGACAGAGAGAUUGCAAAAGUGGAGCAGCAGAUUUUCAAGCUGAAGAAAAAGCAGCAACAACUGGAGGAGGAAGCAGCAAAGCCAGUGGAGCCAGAAAAGCCAGUGACCCCUCCCCCAGUGGAGCACAAGCACCGCAGCAUAGUCCAGAUCAUCUACGAUGAGAACAGGAAAAAAGCUGAAGAGGCCCAUAAGAUACUGGAAGGUCUUGGUCCUAAGGUUGAGCUGCCUCUGUACAAUCAGCCAUCCGACACAAAGGUGUACCAUGACAACAUCAAGACCAACCAAGUCAUGAGAAAGAAGCUGAUUUUGUUUUUCAAGAGGAGGAAUCACGCUCGUAAACAAAGGGAACAGAAGAUCUGCCAGCGCUAUGACCAGUUGAUGGAAGCGUGGGAGAAGAAGGUGGAGCGAAUGGAGAACAACCCUCGACGCAAAGCCAAGGAGAGCAGGACACGGGAGUACUAUGAAAGGCAAUUCCCAGAGAUCCGCAAGCAGAGAGAGCAGCAGGAGCGCUUCCAGAGGGUUGGACAAAGAGGAACAGGUCUGUCUGCAACAAUUGCAAGAAGCGAGCAUGAGAUUUCAGAAAUCAUAGAUGGACUAUCUGAGCAGGAGAACAAUGAGAAACAGAUGAGACAGCUGUCAGUCAUCCCUCCCAUGAUGUAUGACUCUGAGCAGAGGCGAGUGAAGUUCAUCAACAUGAAUGGCCUGAUGGACGACCCAAUGAAGGUGUACAAAGCCCGGCAGUUCAUGAAUGUUUGGACUGAACACGAGAAGGAGAUCUUUAAGGAGAAGUUUGUCCAACACCCCAAGAACUUUGGCCUGAUUGCCUCCUAUCUGGAGAGAAAGUGUGUUGCUGACUGUGUCCUUUACUACUACUUGACCAAGAAGAACCACAACUACAAGACGUUGGUGCGGCGAAACUAUGGCAGACGGAGGGGAAGGAACCAGCAAAUAACACGACCCUCACAAGAAGACAAGUCCGACGAGAAAAACGAAGAGGACAAAUCUGAGAAGUCUGAGAAAAAAGAGGACGAGGAAAAGAAGGACGAGGAAGAGAAAGAUGAAAAGGAGGAUUCUAGGGACAUUGGCAAGGACAAAGACAAGUGUGACGGUGGGGAGGACGAGGACGGGAAGGAGCAAAACACGCCGCGUGGCAGGAAGACUGCCAACAGCCAGGGCCGCCGUAAGGGAAGGAUCACCACACGCUCCAUGGCCAAUGAGGCCGCUUCUGUGGCGGCCGAAGAGACGCCUCCCCCUGCCGCCGAGACUGCCUUGCCAGAUCCUCAGCAGCUCCCUAAAUCUGAUCCAGCACAGAAGGCCAUGAAGGAGUCUGUAAAACCCCAGACUCCAGUAGCUUCUAUGGAUGCUAAUAAAGCUGGUGCUGGUGAAACCGGAGAAACUUCUCGCUGGACCGAGGAGGAGAUGGAGGUCGCCAAAAAAGGGCUUGUUGAGCAUGGGCGAAACUGGACAGCCAUUGCAAAAAUGGUGGGCACCAAAAGUGAGGCACAGUGCAAGAACUUCUAUUUCAACUACAAGAGACGUCACAAUCUGGACAACCUGCUCCAGCAGCAUAAACAGGACACACGGCGGGCUCGUGCUGAUAGGUCUCAAGGUGAAGGUCUAGCCACAGCAUCACCCGAUGAUGAUGAUGAAGACAACCCUGAUGACAGUGAAGGUGGUGACAACAGCUCUGAUACAGAGAGUGCCCCCUCCCCCUCUCAGGCUGACUCCUCAAAGUCUGGGGACUCCAAGAGGGCAGACAGCACUGCAGGAGAUGCUCUGUGCACUGACCAGGACAAAGGUCAAAGCAGCAAUGGAAAGGCCCAGGAGCCCUCAUAUGGAGAUCUCCGUGUCAAGGAAGAGAAGAGCCCAGAGAGCGAGACUGGAGCUCAAGAGGCCAGGGUGGCCUCCUACCCAGGCUCGGUGCAUCCCAAGACCGAACCUCAGGAUGUAGACAUGAAGACAGGCGAGGUUCAGGUCAAGAUGGAGCCUGAGAUGAAGGAGAGAGGAGAAAAGGGAGAUCAUGGUGGAAGGGAGGUGCACUCAGAUAAUGACUCCAGCGCCACCUGCAGUGCUGAUGAGGAUGUGGAAGCGGAGCCUGAAAGGAGAAUAUUCUCCAUGGAAAAGCCCUCAUUGCUCAACCCUCCAGGGUCGGUGCUGGUGUCCUCACCCAAGCAAAGCCAACUCAACAUCCAGCAGCUGCAACAGCGGGCAGCUGCUAUCCCACCUAUGGUUCCUGGUCCUUUUGGCCCCGGUGGUGUGCCCAUCAGUGGCUUCACAAUGCUGCAACACCAGAUCAAAGCAGUGCAUGAUUCGGCGCACCAAGAGGAGAAGCAGAGGCAGGAUCAGGGAGACCUGGAGCGCAGACCCCCCUUCAACACCCGCAGCCCCACCAUACUAGACAGAGAUGGUAAGCCCUUACCCUACAUGCCUUAUGACAUGAAGCUGGCUCUGGACCAGGAGGCCCUCUCCGGUCGGCCAGGCUCUCCCUACAGACUCUCCCCCAGGGAGCUGAGCAGAGCCUCACCCCAGCAUGACCCCAACGCCCCCAAUGUCUCCCGCUACAGUGUGCCACCAGUCCUCCACCCUGCCCCCAAUCAGCUGGUCCAGAGUAUGCCAGAUGGAGUCCGUGUGACGUUCAGCAGACCCAGUCGACCUCCCAACAUUCCCUCUCCUCCUCCACUCAUUCCAACCACCAAGCCGACGGACAAGCCCUCCUUCAUCCAAGGCGGCUCCAUCUCCCAGGUAAGACACCAGGAGGGCUGGAUGGAAAAGGUCAGAUGGUGGACACAGUGGAGCAACCCUGCUCAGCAAACAGGAACUCCUGGCACAUACCUGCCAUCCCAUGCUGUUUAUGGGCCAGAAGGCACUAAGAGCACUGUUGGUUCCAUCUCUCUGGGUCUGCCUCGACAGCAGGAUCCUAACAAGCCUGGAGCUGCAGUUCCAUCCAUACAGGAUGGCAGAUGCAACCCAGCAAAAGUGGCUGAGGGUCUGCCUUUCAGAGGAUCAAUCACUCAGGGCACACCAGCCCUGCCCCAGUCCAGCAUUGCUGCUGACCUUCUGAAGGGCACAAUAACAAAACUUGCCACAGAGGACCUAAGCAGCCCGGACAAGGCCAGGGGAGAACAGCUGGCUAAAGGUCAUGUCAUUUAUGAAGGCAAAAGUGGUCACAUCCUCUCCUAUGAUGCUAUCAAGAACCCCAGGGAAAACACCCGCAGCCCCAGAACAGGCCAUGAGCUAAAACGCACUUAUGACAUGAUGGAGGGACCCAUGGGGAGGGGACACCCUGGCAGAGAAGGAGCUCCAUUUGAGGGGUUGAUCAGCAGAGCCUUGCCAAGAGAUGGUUUACAUGGAGAGUCUAAGGAAAGACCAUUGAUCACUGGAUCCAUCAUGCAAGGGACACCUAGAACUGCUGCAGAGACCUAUGAAGAAGCCAUGAAAUAUGGAAAACAGAUAAAGCGAGAGAGUCCACCGAUUCGCUCCUUUGAUGGGGGUAUUGGCAAGGGCAAACCGUAUGAAGGGGUAAAUACUAUCAAAGAGAUGGGACGCUCCAUUCAUGAAAUCCCCAGACAAGAUCAGUCUGGCCAGGACCUCUGCAAAACCCCUGAACUGUCGGACCGGAGGGUUAUGGAAGGCUCCAUGUCUCAGAUUCAUUCUCUCAACCAGCCUACCAUCAAGCACAACGUCAAGUCCCUAAUCACCAGUCCCUCUAAGCUUCCCCACAACAUGCCCCAGCUCGAGGCCAUGGAACGAGUCAAAUAUGAUGAGGGCAAGGCAGUACGCCAUACUUCUGUGGUCAACUCCACCACCUCUGUCCUGCGCUCCACCCACCAGGAGGCCAACAAAUCCCAGCUUAGCCCAGGCAUGUAUGAGGACACCAAUGCUCGCAGGACCCCUGUUAACUAUAGCACCAAUCCCGUGUCCAGAGGAUCACCCAUGCUGGGACGUGCUCCAGAAGGCGCCAUGAGCUCUUCAAAAUCUGCUGCACAUGAAAGAAAGAGUGCCAUGACCCCAACACAGAGGGACAUUGUCCCAGCCAAGUCCCCAGUGUCGGGUGGUGACCCAGUAGCCUCUCACAGCCCCUUUGACCCCCACCACCGGCCUGUUGUUCCUGGGGAAGUGUAUCGUCCUCACCUGCCUCCACACCUCGAUCCCACCCUGGCCUUCCACAGAGUUCUUGAUCCUGCGUUCAUGUUCCCCAGGCAGCCGUCCCCAACAGGCUACCACAACACCUACCAACUGUACACCAUGGAGAACACACGGCAGACGAUCCUGAACGAUUAUAUCACUUCGCAGCAGAUGCAUGUGAUCCCUAGGCCUGACAUGGCCCGAGGACUGUCACCACGUGAACAGCCUGUCACUAUCCCUUACGCAGCUGGAGCUCGAGGGAUUAUUGAUCUAGCCCAGAUGCCUCCAACUAUCCUGUUGCCUCACCCUGUGGGAACAGGUACUCCCACUUUGGAACGCAUGGCCUACCUCCCUGGAGCUCAGCCCCCUUUCCCUACUAGGGCUUUCAACCCAACCUCCAUAUCGCCAGGCCACCAAGCCAACCUUGCCGCUGCCGCUGCUGCCAGUGCAGAGAGGGAACGUGAGAGGGAGCGUGACCGGGAGCAACAGGAGAAAGAGAGAGAAAAGGAAAGAGAAAGGGAGCAGCGGGAGAGGGAGAGGGAGCGAGAGAGAGAGCGGGAGCGAGAAAUGCGUGAACGAGAGCGGGAGCGAACAAAUGAAUACAUUCGUGGAGGUGGACCAGAGCAGCCGGGCCGGCCGAUGAGUCGAGGUUACCUGCACUCCCCCUCUCCCUCACUCAGGACGCAGGAUGUAGUGGUUCAGCAGCGACCAAGCAUCUUCCAGGGCAAGAGUGUCAUCACCUCUUUAAUGCCCCAUUCAGCAGCAGCCACAGCAGCAGCCCAGAGUAGCUCUCGCUACAGUACUGCAGCUGAUGCUCUGGCUGCUCUGGUGGAUGCUGCGGCAUCUGCCCCGGCGAUGGACGUGGUCAAGGUGAAAGACAGCAAACAUGAUCGGGAUGACGACAUGUCUGCUCGGCGAGCUGCAAGCCUCUCUGAACAGCAGCAGCAGGAUGUAGACAGGCGAGCCAUGCAGUCACCAUAUGGUGGAAUGUCUCUGCCAGGGGGUAAGCCUCACUCAGCUUAUUCUGAGGCAACUGGAGUUGGGGCUAAGGAGAAGGGCCCUCAAACCUCAAAGUCCAGAAUUGAAGAGGAGCUCCGGACUCGGGGCAAGACGACCAUCACAGCCGCCAACUUCAUUGAUGUCAUCAUUACGCGGCAGAUAGCCUCAGACAAAGACUCACGAGAGCGAGGCUCUCAGAGCUCUGACUCCUCAAGCAGCUUGUCAUCUAGUCGAUACGACAACACUGGUGGAGGAGCCAUUGAGGUGAUCAGUCCUGCUAGUUCCCCAGUCCAAUCCCAACAGGAUAAACCAGAUGAGGGGCAACAACAGGCAGCAACUGGCAUGCGGGCGUAUGACAUGAGCCGUUACCGGCAGUCAGGGGAGCCACCACAGCCCAGUCCCCAGCCGCCCCCCACCUCCCAGGCUGACAGCUACUCCCAGGGCCCAAAGACUCUACGGGUCAUGACCUUGGCAGACCAUAUUUCGCAUAUCAUAACUCAAGACUUCGCCCGGAAUCAGGACCCUCCUCCAGCCUCCUCGGCUUCGGCCACAUUCCAGAGCGUGGUGCCGCCCAUGUCCUCUUCAAGCCGAGCCAAGGUGCCAAGUCGCUACAGUCCGGAGAAUCAGGUUCAAGCCCCUCACCACCAGAGACCCUCUAGCAGAGUUUCCCCAGAAAAUGCCCCCGACAAGUCCAGAAACAGGCCUGGUAAAUCUCCAGAGCGAGGUGGCCGGCAGAUGGAGAACUAUGAGCCCAUCUCUCCUCCACAGAGCUACCAAGGCAUGGACAAACAGGAGGGUGGCGGGCCUCCACCCCAGAGGAGAGAGGCUGAGUCUGAGAUCAGGAGUGACUCACGGUCCCCAGGGAGUGUCAGCUAUCUGCCCUCCUUUUUCACCAAGCUGGAGAGCACCUCGCCAAUGGUGAAAUCCAAGAAGCAGGAGAUCUUUCGUAAGUUGAACUCCACCUCUGGUGUCGGUGAUUCUGAUGUUGGAAAUGCACAACCGGGCACAGAGAUUUUCAACUUGCCUGCUGUUACCAGCUCCAGCAGCAUCAACCCCAGGAAUCACUCCUUUAGUGAUCCAGCCAGUAACCUGGGCCUGGAGGACAUCAUCCGCAAAGCCUUGAUGGGCAACUUGGAGGAAAGACAAGAGGAUCACCAGGCCAUCAACAACACAGCCGGAUCAGGCGGUGAUGGUCGCCAAGAGGCCAACCCUUCACCCAGUAUGGGGAAGCAGAAGCAGGGCAAAGCCAACAGCCGGAAAUCCAAGUCACCAAACCUGGGUCAGGCCUACUCUGGAGGGGAGCGUCCUUCCUCAGUGUCCUCCGUCCACUCCGAGGGAGAUUACCACAGACAAGCCCAAGCCCAACCCCAGUGGAGCUGGGAUGAGCGACCCUCAUCUACAGGAUCCAUGCAGUUCCCUUACAACCCGCUGACCAUGCGCAUACUGAGCAGCACACCUCCCACCUCCAUAGCUUCCCCCGCCAUACAGAGCCAGCAGCAGCAGCCACCACAAGCUGGAGCCCCGGUGGCUCAGCAGCGUGUGUGGCAGUCUUUGCUGUCAGAGCAAUACGAGACCCUGUCUGACAGCGAUGACUGAGCCCAGCUCGACAGCCCCCAUAACCAGAAGAGAGGCCUGCUGUAAAGCUUGUCUGUUCACCCCCACCUCCUAGAACUAACCUCGCUCAUCAGCGAGUGUGACGUGUAGAUGGGGUGGUGUCCUUUUUUAUUUUUGGUGCUAUGGCGCCCCCUGGCUGUUAGCUUGGAGUAGAAGCAGCAGCCUGUGACAGGCAGGGCUCUCCAGAACAACAUUCGCUUUUGUUCCGGAAGCACUCACCCAGCCUGUCGGGGGAAAUAAACAGAACUCGACUGAGGGGACGACAUGAGCUACAGUGAAGAUGAAGAACUUAUUAUGUAAAAAGAAACAACAUAAAGAGACUAUUUCUGAAUUUUGUUUGGUUUCUGUAAAGAUAUCUCGUCUUUAAGAAAAUCAUUGUAUGUAAAUAGAGUAACCUUUUGCAGUGUUUUUCUUAACUUGAUUAUUUCUUAUUUUAAUGUUGCUUUUAAAUUGAUCCACUUUAAUUAAAUGGGAAGAGGCGGGGUGUAAUCUCUAUAUCACAGUCGGUCUUUCCCAGUCCACCCCCACCCCAAGUCACCUGACACCCACGCUAAUAUUUUUACGAUGCAAAGAGAGACCAGACCUUCGGUUUGUACUUGACCAUGAGUGGAGCACAGAGAUUGUGCCCCCCUGCGCACACCAUCCACCAAGCACCACCAGAGCCUGAACACCGUGGACACGCAAGGAUGACUAAUAUUUCAAACACAAUGAUAUUUGAUGCCCGUCUUCGCCACAUACUGGAGACAAUGCAUGGAUUGUAUUGAUCAGAUGCUAGAGGUAACUUCCCAUCCCGUUCUAGACACAGAAAUGUCUUCAAUACAAGUACAAAUAUGAGAACACUGGUGUCAUAGCAGAAAGGUGAUAAGUCUGAUAUAAGCUGAUACAAUUUUGCCGGAAAAGAUAUCCUUAUGACUACUCCUGGACCCCGUCUGAAUAAUGACAGUGAGCCAAUGUUUCUUUCUUUCUUUUUUUUUUUUCUCAAUAGAGCCAUGGUGUGUCACAUGUAGCUGUCUCUCUCUGCAGUUUCCAACCUAUCCACAAUAAUCUGCUCUGCAACGUUGUCAUGGUAAAAAAACAAAAAACAAAAAAAAGUGUCAGGUUUUGCCAUGCCUUGUGACUUGAGAAAGAAGGCAGCUUUAACUAAUUUUCUCAGAGAUAUACGUCUGUGUUUGAUGUUUGUAUUUGUUUCUGUAGUCCCUCUUUUUUUUUUGAUACUGUCCUGACAAAAAUCUGAACUCUGUAAAUUGUCUUUCCAUUACACAAAAAGACAAAACUAACCAAACAUAAAGAAUGGUCUGCACCAUUGUUGCACUUUUUUGCUUUUGUAGCUUUUGACAAAAAAAAAAGCAUACUACCUGCUGUGUAACUUAUUCAACCUCCAGCACAGGAGUAUACUAAGAUGUGCUUUAAGUUUUCCCACCACUCACUGAAUUCUGUCUUUCCUUGUAGCUGGUACAUGAUUUUGUCGAGUGACACUUGCAUCACAGUUACAGUUUUUGAGUGUAUGGUACCGUUAAAUGUUUAGGAGUUUGCUGUCAUGGUGAUUCAAAACCAUGGCCCUUUAAUCUCUGCUUUCAUUGAGUCAAUCAACCGGCAUAAAGCUUUGAAUAUUAUACUAGGUCAACUUCAUAAAUGGCAGUAACGUUCUUUUGGUCUUUAUAGAUAUGUGAAAGAAUACCAUAUUUUGGCUUUUUAAGCUUUCACUUUGCUCAGUUAACAAAUCAAUUCUGCUCUAAACUUGAUAUUUCCUUUGUUCCUUUCAUUUGAUUUUGAAUCAUUUGUCAUAGCACAUGUUCAGAUUUUUAUUUUCUGUCAUUUUCAACAUCUUUGUUAUUCAUCCUGGUUAGAUGGGAUGUUAUGUGUUUACAAAAGCAAUGACAAAAAAAAGUUUACAGACUUGAAUCUUAACGAAAAUCCGACAUGAAGCCGAAAAAGAAUUGGAGCAUCUUUUCAGCUCUCUAUCAAAUACACAGUGGUGACUUUUUUUUUUGUCUUUUUUGAAAUUGAGACUUGAAAACCCGUGUAUCCUAUGAUGUUGAAAUGCAAUGUUUGUAUCGCACAAUGUCUCUUAGUAGGCUAUUACAAGAGUUCAGACCAAUCAAAUAAAGUGGUUCAGUUCUCCACCACUGAAAAAUGUA